This is a messenger RNA of Sitodiplosis mosellana (orange wheat blossom midge), 1309 nucleotides long. RefSeq lists its product as uncharacterized. The coding region runs from base 574 to 1179 and encodes 201 amino acids. The record is from RefSeq and is a predicted model, not a curated record. NCBI's taxonomy places the organism in Eukaryota, Metazoa, Arthropoda, Insecta, Diptera, Cecidomyiidae. The transcript has 2 exons.
ACGAUGACACUGGCAGACUGGAUUAUAUGGAAACGAAAAAAAAAACUUAUUUAAUGAGUAAACAUCUAAAGUGGAGCAACUUUUUUCGAGGUUACCGUGUUGUUUUUUGUCCACGUCGUUCCCAUGGUAAUUUGAAUAACUGUUCCGAAAAUAAACAACGCCAAAAUUAGCGUUUAAAUUGAUUACCUUCUGCAUCAAUUAAGUGCGAUGCUUUGUUAUCGUACGCACAGCGUAGAAAAAAAUCGCACAUUUUUUUCACUCUCAAUUUGAUUGAAAAGAUGCCAGUCCUAGAUAGACGAAAUGAGUACACGCAUACAAAUCCAUAUUUAUGCACAAGCAAAAUAAUAUUGCUCGAAACCUGCUCUUUUGUUCUAUUUCAAUAUUUGAGUUUGUGAGCACAGAAAAGGAGACGAAAAAUGAUGAAGAAAAAACAAUGUGACGAAAUAAUAAUUGUUAUUCUCUUUGAGAGUAUAAAAGUAGAUCUCAAUCGAAGUUGUUCGCAAUCACAAAGUUUCAUUAGUGACAGAAAGUAACGACGACCACACGAAAAAAAAAAACAGACAAAUUGACAAAAUGUUCAAGAAGACGAUUUUAAUAUCAUUAAUUGCUUUAUCGCUUACUCUUCAUGUUGCCAAUGGCGCGGCCGUGCAGGUACAAUCAGCAGCUGAUCCACAGCCAAGAUCGUUUGAUGGCAGAGUUAAUAGUAUCUCGCCAUCGUAUAGUGCGGGAUCGAGCACCGGCCAAAAUAGUGCUGCUGUGAACCAACGCAACGGUUUUGAUUCACAAGCAUUACCACCAUUUUCACCAGGUUCCAGAUUACCAUCAUCAAACGUUGGUUUUUAUCCUAGCUAUUACACUUCACAGGCAUCGUAUGGUCAACCGCAACCCGCUCCAAUGUAUCAGCCAAGCAUGUUGAACCCGAGCGCAUACGGUGGAUUUGGUAAUAUUGGCUAUGCACCAAAUGCCAUAUCAAGUUAUGCUCACCCAGCCUAUUAUAACCAACCUGCUUAUGUUCAGCCUGUUUAUGAUCCUCGCUCCAUCGCUAACACAUAUGCCAAUAAUAUGCCAUCGCAAGCAUAUCAAGCACAACAACUUCAACAGCAACCACACUUCCCAUUCUAUAGAGGUGGAAUUGGUCAACGAUUGAAAUCGGAAGAACCGAAGAAACCAUCACAAUAAUCAGAUCCAUUUUAACGAACAAUUUGUCCAUCAAACACCUUAUUAUUUUUAGUUUGCAUCAUUUUUAUCGAUGGCAAUACAAAUAGCUGUAGUUUUAUUCAACACAAUAUGAAUAAACCGAAUAAAAACA